This is a messenger RNA of Saprolegnia parasitica CBS 223.65, 1903 nucleotides long. RefSeq lists its product as hypothetical. The record is from RefSeq and is a predicted model, not a curated record. The transcript has 9 exons. Gene Ontology annotation, biological process: phosphatidylinositol metabolic process. The coding region runs from base 11 to 1903 and encodes 630 amino acids. Lineage: Eukaryota; Oomycota; Saprolegniomycetes; Saprolegniales; Saprolegniaceae. Gene Ontology annotation, molecular function: phosphatidylinositol kinase activity.
CAAGCGCUCGAUGAAGUUUUACCAUGCCUUUGUCUGGACGGCCAGUUUGGUCAUGGGCGUGGUGACGUUCGCGGCCAAGUACGACGGUCUCGAAGCCGGCGGCUUCUUCCAGGUCGACGGUCGCGCCGUCAACACCUCGGCGCCGGCCAAGUACCUCAUUGGUUUCUGCCUCGCGUCGUCGCGCAACCUCGAUGAGCCCGUCAAAAACAAGUCGGCCACGGUCGGCACGGACGAGGACGUCGGUGCCAAAUUCUUUCGGAUCCAGACUUGGCCGUGGAUCUUGCUGUAUGGCUUUGUGAUCUUUGUCCUGAUCGUGUCGCUCGUCGUGCUCUUGAUUGCGUGGCGCCGGCUCUACUCGGGCGGCGUGCCCAAGACGUACAACCUCCGUCUCCGCGUCCUCAACUACAUUUCUCUGUUUACGGGCGCGCUGGUGUUUUACUGGCUCUUCCUGCUCUUCCUCUACAUGUCGACGUACUUUGUGACCAACUCGGCGACGCAUCAAGACGACUUGGCGCCCAUGGUCCUCAAGCAAUUCUUCAUGUUUCUCAUCGCGUCCAAGGGCUACCUCGAGUACAUCAUUUGGUUUGCGGUCAACAACGUCCAAAAGACCCGUGGCAAGGGCCGCAACCACGACGUCGACGUCGACUUGAGUCCCCAAGUCAACCUCGCCUUGCGGUCCGAGAUCCUCUACUACACCACGUCGGGCAUCAAGCAGUCGGUCCAUGAAGUCGGGCACGGCUCCAAUACGUCCGAGAUGUUUCUCCUCAACGACGGCUCGUCCGACGACAAGCACAACAAAGCCAUCAAGUUUUGGUCGUACGCACCGACAACGUUCCGUGCGAUUCGCGAGACCUUUGGCAUCGGCGAUCAUGAGUACACGAGCCUGUUCUCGGCGACGACCAAGGAACGGUUUAGCGAAGGUCGAAGCGGCGCCUUUAUGUUUUACACGUCCGAUGAAAGCUUUAUCGUCAAGACCAUGUCUCGGGAAGAGUGCGACUUGCUGCGUCGCAUGGCGCCCAAGUACGCGACGUACCUCAUGUCGCACCCGCACUCGCUCUUGACCAAGUUUUACGGCUGCCACGCCGUGCUCUUGUACGGCAAGAUGUACUACUUUGUCGUGAUGGGCAACCUCUUUGCAAACACGCAAGUGAUCCACCACCGGUAUGACAUCAAGGGCAGCUGGGAAGACCGCAACGCGACGAUGCCCAAAGUCGGCGGCAAGGUCACGUGCCGCUACUGCAACGCGCGCUACACGUUUGGGAGCACGAAAUCGCAAGAGUGCGGCGACGGCCUCAACUACCACGAGCCCAACAUUGUCUUGAAGGACAACGACCUGAUGACCAAGGUCCGGAUCGAUCCGCGCUCGGCCGAGCAGCUCUACGACCAGAUCUGCUUCGACUCGGACUUUCUCUACGACCAAGGCAUCAUGGACUACAGUCUCCUCAUGGGCGUCCAGAGCUGCGAAUACUACGUCGAGCCGGGCAUCGUUGGCGGCGCGCACGGCAACGGCAUCCAGUCGGCGUCAGCGUUUGCGACCCAGAUGGCGACCAGUCAAUGGACCUUUGAGAAGAAGUUUGAGCGCUUCUACAAGCGGUACGCCAAGCGCAAGGACCCGGAUGGGAUUUCGGCCAUGCCGCCCAAGCAGUACAAGCUCCGGUUCCAGCAAAAGAUGAGCCAAGUGUUUGCGAUCUCGAAAGGUCUCUCGAACCCGUUUGCGGGCCAGCAGCCCAUUUGGCUCGACGUGCUCGACCAAGGCGUUGCGUCAUCGACGCGCAACAACGGCGUCUUCCGCGAGAACGCGACGACGUUCAACCAGUACGUCGACGAAGCCAACCUGCGCCAUACGACCGCCAUGGUGCUCUCGGACAACGAGCGGGACACGCGCCACGUCAUUCCCAAGUAG